Momordica charantia (bitter melon) is the source of this 1970-nucleotide messenger RNA. RefSeq names its product FORKED 1 (gene FKD1). Gene Ontology annotation, biological process: phloem or xylem histogenesis; auxin-activated signaling pathway; leaf vascular tissue pattern formation. The record is from RefSeq and is a predicted model, not a curated record. Lineage: Eukaryota; Viridiplantae; Streptophyta; Magnoliopsida; Cucurbitales; Cucurbitaceae.
AAACCAUAACCAGAAUAAAGCGUUGCUUUUUCAUAAUAAAUAAAAUAAAAAGAUUGAUUUUUGUUGUAAAUGUAGGUGUAUCUUUUGCUUUGGGGGCACAUGGGAAAUUUGACUAGUGUGUGGCCCACAUUUUAUUCACUGUGUUGACCAUAUGUUUGAACCUUGAAGCAUAAGCAUAAAACCCUGUGCUGUUAAAAGAGGCAAGGCAAGGCAAGCUCCCACUGUGUGUGAAGUGUGAAGUGAAAUUGAAACUGUGUUUGAGGUUCUUUAAUGGAUGAGUCUUACCCAUUGAAGGCGUGUAGAAAUCAGUUACCGGAGAGCCCAAGAGCUCCAAUGGAGUUUCUGUCGCGCUCGUGGAGCGCCUCUGCGCUCGAAGUCUCGAAGGCUCUGGCUCCGGCGCCGGCGCCGGCUCCCCCUUCUUCGUGCUUGCUGAACAUGCCUCCAAUUCCCAAAUCCACAAGUGGGUCUUCGUGUACCACCUCCUCCAUGUCCAUUCCCGAAGAUGUCUCCGGCGACUUCGACGACUUCCCUGUUCUCCACGGAAACCCCCAUUUCUCUUUCUCUUCCUCCGCCACCUCUCAGCUCGUCCUUGAUCGCAUUAUGUCUCAGUCCGUCAGGGAGGAAGUGUCGCCUUUAACUUCUGGGAGGCUUUCCCACAGCAGCGGUCCUCUCAACGGCGGUGGCUCUUUGACGGAAACAGACAGCCCGCCGGUGUCCCCCUCCGACGACUUCGACGACGUUGUUAAGUUCUUUCGAGCCAACCACAGCAUUCAGCCACUGUUCACAAAUGGCCGUGCGAGUGCCGGAAAUGUCGGUGGAACUGCCGGCGGCGGAUCAAAGACGGUGGGGAGGUGGCUGAAGGACAGAAAAGAAAAGAAGAAGGAAGAGAACAGAGCCCACAAUGCCCAACUCCAUGCUGCUGUUUCGGUUGCUGCGGUGGCUGCUGCGGUGGCGGCCAUUGCAGCAUUCCAAGCAGCUUCUUCUUCGUCCAAGAAGAAUGAGCAGUCGGCUAAGACGGACAUGGCGGUGGCCUCAGCCGCUACCCUGGUGGCUGCUCAGUGUGUGGAGGCUGCUGAGGCAAUGGGGGCUGAAAGAGACCACCUUGCUUCGGUUAUUAGCUCUGCUGUUAACGUUAGAUCACAUGAUGAUAUCUCUACUCUUACUGCUGCAGCAGCUACUGCUCUACGAGGAGCAGCAACACUGAAGGCAAGAGCACUAAAGGAAGUAUGGAACAUCUCAUCAGUAUUACCAGUGGAGAAAGGAGUACCAAUGGGUGUCUGUGGUAAAGCCAACACACCUCAUUCCAACGAUGGGCAUAACCAAGAGGCAGAGAUUCACCAAGCUGAGAAUUACCUAUACGUUCGAACCCAAGAUCUACUUGCUAGAGGCACCGAGCUCCUCAAGCGCACCCGCAAAGGCGAUCUUCACUGGAAAAUAGUUUCUGUUUACAUUCACCGCACAGGGCAGGUGAUGCUGAAGAUGAAGAGCAGACAUGUUGCAGGAACAAUCACCAAAAAGAAAAAGAAUGUGGUGUUUGGGGUGUGCAAAGACGUACCAGCAUGGCCUGGACGACAUUUGUUUGAGGGCGGAGAGCAGCGACGUUACUUUGGAUUGAAGACAGAAUUGCGAGGCUUAGUAGAGUUCGAAUGCAGAAGCCAGAGCGAGUAUGAUCUGUGGACACAAGGCGUUUCAAGGCUUCUUUCGAUGGUAGCUGAUUCAAAGAACAGAUAUUAGGAAGUUUUAAUGUUUCAUCUCUGUUGUAAUUGUGACUUAGAUAGUGCCUAGUUUAGUUGAAUGUGGUUAGUUUCAGCACUUUAAUUUCCCCGUUGGAAGAAUGUACACAGGGAAGGAGGGAGAUGGCAGGGAGAUCUGAAUCACUUGUGGCAGAAAUCCCAAUAAAAACCAUUAUUUUGAUCGGUCCUAGAAGCGGAAUAUUACUUGAAUCGAACCUGCUAGAGACUUGAUACAAA